This is a messenger RNA of Fimicolochytrium jonesii, 794 nucleotides long. Its product is annotated as 50S ribosomal protein L30e-like protein. The transcript is spliced from 2 exons. The record is from RefSeq and is a predicted model, not a curated record. Gene Ontology annotation, molecular function: box H/ACA snoRNA binding. Gene Ontology annotation, cellular component: nucleolus; box H/ACA snoRNP complex. The coding region runs from base 74 to 589 and encodes 171 amino acids. Gene Ontology annotation, biological process: snRNA pseudouridine synthesis; rRNA pseudouridine synthesis. NCBI's taxonomy places the organism in Eukaryota, Fungi, Chytridiomycota, Chytridiomycetes, Spizellomycetales, Powellomycetaceae.
GCUAACUUCACCCUUGGACAUCACAACAAACCACCCCACCAACACACACACCCCCACAACACCACCCGACAAAAUGGCAAAGGAGAAGAAGGACAAGACCCCGAAGAAGGCAAAGUCGGAAGCCGUCGCACCAGCAACGCCAGGAGGCGACGAGGACGCCAGCGCCGUUUCGUACGAAACCCGUGUGCUCGCAUGCAACCCCAUUGCCCACCCGCUGGCAAGCAAGAAGCUUACAAAGAAGGUCUUGAAGACUGUCAAGAAGGCCGCUAAGACAAAGAACGUACGGAGAGGGGUGAAGGAAGUCGUCAAGGCGAUAAGGAAAGGCCAAAAGGGCGUCGUCGUAAUUGCAGGAGACAUCUCACCCGUCGACGUGAUCACGCACGUCCCGGUGAUGUGCGAGGAGGCCAACGUUUCGUACAUCUACGUACCAUCGAAAGAGGAGCUGGGAAAUGCGGGAGCAACAAAGCGGGCGACAUCAGUGAUUUUAGUAGUGGCGAAGGAUAAGAAGGAUAUCGACUACGCAGACCUCUACGAGGAGGUCGCUGAUGAGGUCAAGGAGCUCAACAAGAAGCUUAUCACCACCGUUUAGAGCGUUAGGGGAACUGUAGAUGGAAACCCUUUUCUGAUAGAUAUCACAUUGCCGACCGCAAAGGAGACCGGAUGCUGCGUUCGUCUUGCCCUUAGUUUAUCUGCAUCCACCCGUUCUUUCCGCCACUAUGCACUCGCUCGAUGCUGCUCCUCCCCUUUUUGUUAAUUCUUGUACCAUAUUUAACAUGCGCUCCAUUUUCUCAACG